Messenger RNA from Mercenaria mercenaria, 1177 nucleotides. Its product is annotated as bcl-2-like protein 2. NCBI's taxonomy places the organism in Eukaryota, Metazoa, Mollusca, Bivalvia, Venerida, Veneridae. The record is from RefSeq and is a predicted model, not a curated record. Gene Ontology annotation, cellular component: mitochondrial outer membrane. The transcript has 3 exons. Gene Ontology annotation, molecular function: protein heterodimerization activity; protein homodimerization activity. Gene Ontology annotation, biological process: extrinsic apoptotic signaling pathway in absence of ligand; intrinsic apoptotic signaling pathway in response to DNA damage; negative regulation of intrinsic apoptotic signaling pathway. The coding region runs from base 176 to 799 and encodes 207 amino acids.
AUUGCACCAUAUUCUAUUUAUAACUUUAAUACCCGCAAAUAUCAUCCGGUCAACGGUCGUUGCGUAGAUUGGUAUUUCGUCCGCCUACUAAACAAUUUAUUAAUGAGAUCGGAUUUCUUCUGGCAUUUUCGUUGGAUUUUCACAGUGUUGUUUACAAAAACUUGCAUCUUUUUAAAUGAAUAUCGGAUCGCAUUUAUGGAGUAUUAUGAAAGACGAUGGGGUGAGGAUGAGUGUUAACAAUAAUAUAGAUAUGAAUCCAACGAGUACACGUUACUUAGCGGCAGAUUACUUGACGUAUAGGCUCGGAAAACAUGGCCAUACAUGGGCCAACAGCCCACCCCUUGAAGUCACAAAUAAAAUUCACUUAGCUAUGAGAAAGUUAGCAGAUGACUUUGAAGAAAGAUAUACAGCAGAAUUUAGUGAUAUGGUACAACAGUUACACAUAACGCCGAACAUGGCAUAUGCUACAUUUAAGGCAGUUGCACAGGAAUUAUUUAUAGAUGGUAUUAAUUGGGGCCGAAUAGUGGCAUUGUUUGUAUUUGGCGGGUCCAUUGCAAUUGAAUGUUAUGAAAAAGACAUGGUGCAUUUAGUAGACUCAAUAUAUGACUGGGUAUCAACAUAUGUGCAAACUAAUUUAGAACAGUGGAUAUCAUCGCAAGGUGGUUGGAAUGGGUUAGCAGAAUUUUACGAGAAAUCCCCGGAUAAAAAUGACCAAUCAUUGUGGCCGUCAUUUGGAAGAAUAUGUCUUGGUGCUGCUGGAAUUCUGGCAUUGGGAGCUCUUCUUACGCAAAAGUCAUAACAGCCUGUCUAGAGGUAUGCGUUAUUCAUAAACAGUGUACUUACCUACCAUAUUGAUUAUUAGAAGUGAAGAAUACCACCAGUAUUGAAAAGUACAGACAUCAGAGUUGAUUUGGAUGUUUCCAGAAUUGGACACAGAACAACAGAAAUCAACAGAGUCUUAGAAUUCUUGCAAGAAAUGAACUUAAAUUAUAACUUACAGUAUGUUAAAGGUACUAAAUGAAUACAACUUCAUGUACAGGUCUAAAUUUAAGUGACGACAGAAAGUAGCAAAACAAUUUUAGACGUUUGCCUUGAAAUGCUUAAGGGUCUCCACAUGUUGUUGUUUUUUAGCUCACCUGUCACAAAGUGACAAGGUGAGCUUUUGUGAUCGCGCGGU